This is a messenger RNA of Drosophila kikkawai, 1312 nucleotides long. RefSeq names its product nucleolin. NCBI's taxonomy places the organism in Eukaryota, Metazoa, Arthropoda, Insecta, Diptera, Drosophilidae. The record is from RefSeq and is a predicted model, not a curated record. Gene Ontology annotation, molecular function: nucleic acid binding.
UCAUAGCAAGGUCAUACUAAUUGUACACGUGCGAACGAAUUUCUCGAUUUAAAAACUUAAGCACGUUUCCCCGAAAAAAACAUGAAGAAAAAGCAGGUGGAAAGCUCAUCCGAGGAGGAGGAGGAACUACUGGCGGAGGACUCUGAGGCAUCCGACGACGAAGAACUGUCGGCAGAGGGCUCUGAGGCAUCCGGUGACGAGGAUGAUUCUGAGGCAUCCGGCGUGGAGGAAGACAGCGAACUGGACCUGGCCGCCAGUUCAACCGAAUCCGAUGAAGAUGAAGAAGAGGAGGAGGAUGCCAAACCUGCACCAAAGAGUCGGGCUGAGAUUAUAGACGAGCAGAUUCACAACAAGUACGAACAGCUGAGGGGCACACGGCUUUACGUCCGCUUCCCCAAGAAACUGCCCCUGGAUGUGGACGAGUUUAAUGCCAUGGUGAAGGCGCUGCAUCCGCUGGUGGUGAAGGCACUGAAGCCUCGCCAAAAGCACGCCCGCUUCUGUCUGGUGGAGUUCAAGUCACAGAAAGAUCGCGAUCAGGCUCACGAGGACCUUAAGACCUCCAUCAAGAACGAUGCUGAGUACAAGGGAUUCUACAUCUCCCUACCCAAAACCGAUUCCGAGGAGUUUGUCAAUGAGAUUGUCAGCCGCAAGCUGACCUCUGUGGAGAACAGGCAAACCAAGCGGAUGAUGAAGCGCGCAAGCAAGAAGGCCCUGCAGGCCAAACGCAACUUCACCUCUUCGGUGGUCAUCACCAAUCUGCCCAAGACCGCCUCGGUGGCUCAGGUGCGCCAGCUGUUCCCAGAAGCCGUCGACAUUCAGAUUAAGCCCGGUAAGGGCAAGUUCCGUGACUCCAGUGCGGCGACCGUAACCCUGCCAACGACUCACGAUGCACGCAAGGCCAUCAAACAAAAGCUGAGUCUGGCCGGCACGGAACUGUUACUGCGCUUCAACACCCAGACGAAGCGAAAGCCCAAGCCCAAGGCCAAGAAUGGCAAGUCUACUUCUGAGAAGAAGAACCAAGGAGAUAAGAAGAUUCCACAGAAACCUAAACAACAAGAUAAGCAGCAGCAGCAGAAGCCUAAAGUAGAAAACGGGGAAGCCCCCAAAGCCAAGAAACCAAUCAAGAACGUCCAACAGCAGAAACCGAAAGAAAAUCUAAAGCGAAAGGCACCUCCUAGCGGCGGGGAGUCCCACAAACUUAAGACCCCGAAAAAGAUGAAGAAACUAAGCGCUUAAAUAUAAUGUAGUUGUUAAAAUGUUCCCUUAAUUUUAAUAAAAGAAACCUUUUUCUGGUUGACAAUCAUAUGUAAAA